AUGUACUUGUCUACCUUGUGGCUCUUACUCGCUUUCUUACUCGGUCUCAUUCCCAACUCCAAGGCUCGAAGAGCAAGUAAAGGAUAUGACUCAAGCUUCGUUUACUUAUCAGCCAGGAAUAUAGACACGGGCAAGGAGGUUGAAGUGUGCGCAAAUUAUCUCCAAUAUAGACUGAAACGAAUCGCUCCAAAUGCUGAGAGCGCGAAUCCUGUCGGACUCUCUUUUUGGAGAAACCGCUUCAAUGAAACUAGGAUAUGUCCACUUCCGUCUGACUCAGAAAGGUCGUUGCGAUACAAUGGGACCGCAGUGCCACUUUUGUACCGUAUUGAAGACGAUGGAACACCGUGUACACGAAGAUUCACAGAAGGUGGUUCCUCCUUCAAAAACGCGACACAGUUCCAGGUAGAUCAGUUGAAGUUGUAUGGCGCUGCUAACGCUAUCCUUUUGGUAGAAAAAGGGAAACCGUUCAUUACAAGAUGGCACGACUAUCUGUUCUCCGAUUUCUACGAUCCAUACGUUAAUGCAUCAGAUGCCAUCGAAACUUUUUUCUUGUACGCUCAUGUCUUUCAGACCAAGAUCUUGAGUCUAGCCGAAUAUUCUAAUAUUUCUCGGCUUCAACUGAAGUUUCACAGACCACCUCCUUAUCCUAUUGAUCUGUCAAUGAUAGUGAUGUGGCUUCUUGCAGUUGGAUGUGUAACUGGAGGAGGUGUCUGGGCAUUUGUCCGCCACAGAGUUGGUAAGGACAAAGUGACUGCUGUGACAACUUCAUCAUCGUGCUCUCCUCAGCCUUCCUCAGAGGACUCAAAUACCGAUAGACGGAAAAAAUGCAUAGCAUUUUAUUCAAAUUUCCUCGCUAUUGCUAUUCUUAUGGUUAUACUAGUUGGAAUCUUAAUGAUUGGUUUCUUCUUCCGGCCUAUCCUUGUUGCGUUCUUUAACGUUAUGUUAGUCGCCUUUGGCUCGAUUAGCGUGUAUGGAUGCGCAAUGGCUCUCCUCUCUAAUUGCAGUAUAAGUGAAUGCUGUUCAAAACGACUGUGCACAGGAAUUCAGCUCCGAUGGUUCCCUCAAGGAAGACCGAAUAUUUUGCAACUGAUCACAUUCACUUUAUCUUUCACACUCUGUUUGACAUGGUUUUUAUAUCGACGUUCACCUUAUGCAUUUGUUCUUCUAGACUUCAUCAAUAUCACUCUGUGUCUUCAUAUACUGAAGUCUCUGCGGUUACCUAAUGUGAUGUGGAUCACGGUGCUAAUGGUCUGUAUGUUCAUUUACGAUGCAGUGAUGGUCUUUGUCACGCCGUAUCUAACAAGCAGUGGUUGUUCUGUAAUGUUAGAAGUGGCAACAGGUAUCGGAUGCUCAUCAGAUGGAAACGAUGGAUAUCCAAUACCGCCAAUCGACGCAGCUCUGCCAGAAAAAUUCCCUAUGCUGAUGCAAGUGCCGCGCUUCGAUCCAAUGAUAUCAUGCGUCGAUUUGACAAUCGAGAAAACUUUCCAGAUGACGAUAUUGGGGCUUGGAGAUAUUAUUAUACCAGGAUAUCUGGUCACACACUGUUUCACUAUGAGCGGCUUCAGUGAGCGGUCUCGCAUAACAUAUGGCGUUUUGUGUUCGUUAGGAUACGGUGUAGGCCUUAUUGUGACUUUCAUCGCAUUGUCCCUCAUGAGCAUGGCUCAGCCAGCACUUAUAUAUCUAGUGCCAUGUACACUUUUUCCAAUAUUUGUGAUGGCUUAUAUAAAAGGUCAUUUUCGACUCAUGUGGCACGGAACGGAUGAUUUAACUGACUCAACCGCCAGUCUGCGGCCCAAUUCUGGCGAAGAAGCGGGGCAUGACGAUGAAAGUUCAACCGAAGAAUCGGAGGCGUUCCGUCAAGCAUAA
Necator americanus (New World hookworm) is the source of this 1866-nucleotide messenger RNA. RefSeq lists its product as uncharacterized. Gene Ontology annotation, biological process: membrane protein proteolysis. The transcript is spliced from 14 exons. Gene Ontology annotation, cellular component: lumenal side of endoplasmic reticulum membrane; Golgi-associated vesicle membrane; cytoplasmic side of endoplasmic reticulum membrane. Lineage: Eukaryota; Metazoa; Nematoda; Chromadorea; Rhabditida; Ancylostomatidae. Gene Ontology annotation, molecular function: aspartic endopeptidase activity, intramembrane cleaving. The record is from RefSeq and is a predicted model, not a curated record. Bases 1 to 1866 code for a protein of 621 amino acids.